AUGGCCACCCUCGUGCCCCGCACCGUCCUCAUCACCGGUUGCUCCUCCGGCAUCGGCCUCGCCGUCGCCGUGAGGUUGGCGCAGGACCCCCAGCAACGCUUCCAUGUCAUCGCCACCAUGCGGGACCUACGGAAGAAGGAGAAAUUGGAGGAGGCGGCCGGACCAGCGCUGGGAAAGACGUUGAGCAUCCAACGCCUGGAUGUCUGCAGCGACAGCUCAGUGGCAGAGUGCAUGGAGAACAUCCCCGGGGGACGGGUGGAUGUGCUGGUGAAUAACGCCGGCGUGGGGCACGUCGGUCCGGUGGAGAGUAUCAGCGUGGAGGAGAUGAAGCGCAUCUUCGAGACCAACUUCUUUGGGGUCGUGAGGAUGAUCAAAGCCGUCCUCCCCGACAUGAAGCGGCGACAGAGUGGUCACAUCGUGGUCAUCAGUAGUGUCAUGGGGCUGCAGGGGAUUGUCUUCAAUGACGUCUACGCCGCCUCCAAGUUUGCCGUGGAGGGGUUCUGCGAGAGCCUGGCCGUGCAGCUGCUGCAGUUCAACGUCUUCGUCUCCAUGGUGGAACCGGGCCCCGUGAACACGGAUUUUGAGUUGAAGCUGAUGGAAGAGGUUUCACGCUCCGAGUUUCCCGGCACCGACCCGGCUACCGUGCGGUACUUCAAGGACGUAUCCCUGCCGGCUUCCCACGAAAUCUUUGCCACGCUGGGGCAGAGCCCUGCCGCCGUGGCUGAGGCGAUCGUGAAUGUGAUCAGAGCCAGGCGUCCGGCUUUCCGCACGCAAACCAACAGCCUCUACACGCCGUUGGUGUCCCCCGAGGGAUCCGCAUACUUGAGGGCCACCAACGCCCCCAGCCCUGACUGCUUCCCCCACCGCCAGAGCAAGAACCAGAAGAAGGAGCGGGCGGCAGCCGCGCAACACGCCCAGCAGGAAUUCGGCACCGUCCCCCACUCCUUCGUCUUCCACCGCGGCCGCGUCGGCAAGAACGUGCGGCAGCUCAUCACCGACAUGCGGAAGGUGAUGGAGCCCUACACUGCCAGAGCCCUCAAGGUGCGGAAGAACAACUCCCUGAAGGAUUUUGUGGCCGUGGCCGGGCCCCUGGGGGUGACACACUUCUUGGUCUUCAGUAAAUCGUCCUCCAGCAUCAAUUUUAAACUUUUCCGGCUGCCUGGUGGCCCAACACUGACAUUCAAGGUGAUGCAGUACUCACUGAUCAAGGACGUGGUCUCGUCCCUCAAGCGGCACCGCAUGCACGAGCAGCAGUUCACCCAUCACCCGCUGCUGGUCCUCAGCAAUUUUGGUCUUCAGCAGAUCCAGGUCAAGUUGAUGGCCAGCAUGUUCCAGAACAUGUUUCCCUCCAUCAACGUCCACAGGGUCAACCUCAACAGCAUCAAGAGGUGUUUACUCAUCAGCUACAACACAGAGACGCAGCUCCUUGAUUUCAGGCAUUAUAGCGUGAAGGUCGUGCCUGUGGGCGUGAGCAAAAGCCUGAAGAAGCUGCUGCAGGAGAAGUUCCCCAACAUGAGCCGCCUGGAAGACAUCAGCGAGCUGCUGGUGAAGGACAUAAACCUGUCGGAGAGCGAGGCCGAGCAGGAUGGGACCCACAACGUCUUGGAGCUGCCACAGGCAUACGCUGGCCGAGGCAACAUGAAAGCGCAGCAGAGCGCCGUGCGCCUCACUGAGAUCGGACCCCGCAUGACUCUGCAGCUCAUCAAGGUGGAGGAGGGCCUGGCGCAGGGUAACGUGCUCUACCACAGCUUCAUCCACAAGAUGGAGGCAGAGGUGAAGGAAAUCCUGGCGCGGAAGGAGGCGAAGCUGCAGCUGAAGGCGGAGCGGCAGCAGAAGCAGGAGGCGAAUGUGGAGCGCAAGCGGCAGCAGCGUGAGGCUCACAGGCAGAGGAGCCUGGCGGGGAUCCGGAGGAAACGGCAGCAGGAUGGCGACAGCGACGCCGAGGAUCCCGGUGCGCCGGAGCAGCAGGAUGCGGCCGAGCAGUCGGAAGAGAGUGAUGCCGAGUAUUACCGGCAGGAGGUGGGCGAGGAGCCGGACAAAGAUCUAUUUCCUGACCGUACCAAGAGGAAACGAAGCUCCUCGCGUGCUGCCCCGCUAAGGAAACGACGACGGCACAGCCGGCCGGAGCAUCCCGACACCCCCAGCGCUCACCCCACAGCACCAGGGAAGCAGCGGCAGGGAAACCUGGCACCAAGGGACUCACGGCACCGCAGCAGGGCCAGGCAGGGGGCGGCCAGCCGAAAGCCACACCGAAGAACUGAGCGCCCAGCCCGGGAGGGGGCCGGUCCCGGCUCUGGCCGCGCUGCCUCAAGGCCAAAGGGGCGAGGGAAUCUGCUGACAAAGGGGAAGAUGAUUUUCCGGCGGCCCGGACGUGCCAAGAAGGGGAAGCGUGCCCGUUUUCGUGCCACCUCGAUGUGGUCAGGCAGAGCAGGAAGCCCCCCUGCCUGCCCUGGUAAGGAGGAGGCACGCAGGCACAGCUUCUUCCCCCUUUCUGGCCAAGGCAAGAGCAGCUGCCAGGCUCUGUCUGGGCACAGCCCUUCAGAAGAGGAACCACCAAAAAAAGGAGGAGGACGACAGGAGGAACCCCCCCCCCACACCGAGAUGGCCACCCAUCUCAGUCACUGUGGUAAUUUCAGCAGCUUCCAGGAGUCGCUCUGGCCAGUGCUGGCGGUGCAGUUCCCGCCGGCGUUGGUGGGUAACGGCAUAGCCGUCUACCGUUUCGCCGCCCGCGAGCGCUCCUGGCACAGCGGCAUCAUCUACUCUUUCCACCUGGCCGUCAGCGGGAUGCUCUACUCCCUCUCGCUGCCAUUUUUGGUGGCGUAUUACUACCCGCCCAAGGACUGGCGCUACGGAUCGGUGCUGUGCAAGCUGGAACGUUUCUUUUUCAACUACAACCUCUAUGGCGGCAUCUUCUUCGUCACCUGCAUCAGCCUUAACCGCUACCUCGGCAUCGUUCACCCCCUAUGGGUCCACGGGCGGCUGCAGCCACGCCACGCCAAGGUGCUGAGUGCAGUUGUUUGGGUGCUGGCCGGGGUGCUCUCAGCACCCACCUUUUUUUUUACAGAGCUACAAAAAGCGGAGGGUGUGACCGAGUGUUUGGGGAGCGCAGCCCCGCAGCAGCUGCAGAGGUUUUAUCCCUACAGCCUGCUGCUGGCCGGGCUGGGCUGCGGGCUGCCCUUUCUCCUCACCGCCUCCUGCUACACCGCCAUUAUCCGCACCGUUUUCCGUAAUCCUCACCUCAGCCAGCCGGAAAAAAGGAAGGUGGGAAUGCUGGUGGGGGCGGGCGUGGCUCUCUACGCUUUUUCCUACCUGCCCUACCACAUUUUCCGUAACCUCAACCUAUGGCGUCGCCUGCUGCGACCAGGCAUGGAGGACUGUGCUGUCUCCAAAGCCAUCCACGCCACCGCUCAGGUCUGCAAGAUCCUUGUUAACCUCAACAUCUGCCUGCAGCCGCUGCUCUACGCUGCCCUGGCCGACAGCAUGCAGAGCUGCUGCGGUGCCAGCUGCAGCACCGGCACUGGCACCGCUGCCAAGGAGCGGGCUGAGCACUUGGAGCUGUGGCCAGCAGCCUAGGAGACCCCCGGGGUGGCCCAAGGAGGCUG
Haliaeetus leucocephalus (bald eagle) is the source of this 3602-nucleotide messenger RNA. RefSeq lists its product as uncharacterized. Lineage: Eukaryota; Metazoa; Chordata; Aves; Accipitriformes; Accipitridae. Bases 1 to 3573 code for a protein of 1190 amino acids. The record is from RefSeq and is a predicted model, not a curated record. The transcript is spliced from 19 exons. Gene Ontology annotation, biological process: G protein-coupled receptor signaling pathway; rRNA processing; ribosomal large subunit assembly. Gene Ontology annotation, cellular component: preribosome, large subunit precursor; membrane. Gene Ontology annotation, molecular function: oxidoreductase activity; G protein-coupled receptor activity; rRNA binding.